This is a messenger RNA of Indicator indicator, 525 nucleotides long. RefSeq names its product twist-related protein 2-like. The coding region runs from base 1 to 525 and encodes 174 amino acids. The record is from RefSeq and is a predicted model, not a curated record. Gene Ontology annotation, molecular function: DNA-binding transcription factor activity, RNA polymerase II-specific; protein dimerization activity; RNA polymerase II transcription regulatory region sequence-specific DNA binding. NCBI's taxonomy places the organism in Eukaryota, Metazoa, Chordata, Aves, Piciformes, Indicatoridae. The transcript has a single exon. Gene Ontology annotation, biological process: regulation of transcription by RNA polymerase II; developmental process.
AUGAAAGAGGAGAACCUGCGGCCGGAGUCCCCCGAGGGCAGCCCGGCCAGCAGCAGCGAGGAGGAGGAGGACGACGAGCGGCGGCCGCCUAAGAAAUGCCUCCGCAAACGUGGCCAGGUGGGCAAAGGCGGCGGCGGCGGCGAGGACCGCAGGGUCCCUUCCCCGCAGGGCAAACGCAGCCGGCGGAGCCCUGCGCCGGCACCGGCACCGGCGGCGCCCUUCGAGGAGCUGCACUCGCAGCGAGUCAUCGCCAACGUGCGGGAGCGGCAGCGAACGCAGUCCCUCAACGACGCCUUCGCCGAGCUGCGCAAAAUCAUCCCCACGCUGCCCUCCGACAAGCUCAGCAAGAUCCAGACCCUGAAGCUGGCCGCUCGCUACAUCGACUUCUUGUGCCAGGUGCUGCAGAGCGAGGAGCUGGACCAGAAGGUGGCCACCAGCUGCAACUACCUGGCCCACGAGAGGCUCAGCUACGCCUUCUCCGUCUGGAGGAUGGAAGGGGCUUGGUCCAUGUCCGCAUCCCACUGA